Molecule: messenger RNA, 3133 nt
Organism: Zalophus californianus (California sea lion)
Lineage: Eukaryota; Metazoa; Chordata; Mammalia; Carnivora; Otariidae
Gene: CCDC112
Product: coiled-coil domain containing 112
Exons: 10
Coding region: 150-1739 (529 amino acids)
Source: RefSeq, a predicted model, not a curated record
CGGCCCCGCCCUGCGCCUUGGCUCCGCUGUGCUCUGCGUCCCGCGGAGCUCCGCCGUGCCCGCAACGGUCUGCAGGACCAGGAGCUCUCGCGGCCGGAACCCCGUGGCCCCGGGUGGCCGCUGCGGCCCGAGCAGCUUGGCGAGGAAAGAUGGCCGCCCUGACGACGGUCGUGGUGGCGGCGGCGGCCACCGCGGUAGCCGGGGCUGUGGCGGGGGCGGGCGCGGCCACCGGGAGCGGAGUGGGAGCAGCGCAGGUGCCGCAACAGAAUGAUAGCUGUUUCGGUAGUUCAGGUGGGAUUCGUCCUUUUCAGCUUCAAAACUGGAAGCAGAAAGUUAGUCGGACAAAGAAAGCAGAGUUCAUACGCACAGCAGAAAAAUUAAAAAAUCAAGUUAUUAACAUAGAAAAAGAUAAACACAGUCAUUUCUACAACCAAAAAAGUGACUUCAGAAGUGAGCAUAGUAUGCUGGAAGAAUUGGAAAAUAAAUUGAUUAACAGCAGGAAAACAGAAAGAGCAAAAAUCCAGCAACAAUUGGCCAAAAUACAUAACAAUGUAAAGAAACUUCAGCACCAGUUAAAAGAUGUGAAGCCUACACCUGAUUUUGUUGAAAAGCUCAGAGAAAUGAUGGAAGAAAUUGAAAAUGCGAUUAACACUUUUAAGGAAGAGCAGAGGUUGAUAUAUGAAGAGCUUCUUAAAGAAGAGAAAACCACCAAUAAUGAGUUAAGUGCCAUAUCAAGAAAAAUCGACAUGUGGGCUUUGGGUAACUCAGGAGCAGAGGCAGCUUUCAGAGCCAUGUCAGGCAAGCUUCCUGUAGACAGAGAAAUGCUGAGCACUCUUCCAGAAGAAGUGGUAGAUUUCGAAAAAUUCCUUCAGCAAACAGGAGGGCGACAAGGGGGCUGGGAUGACUAUGACCACCAGAACUUUGUGAAGGUGAGAAACAAACAUAAAGGGAGGCCUACGUUCAUGGGAGAAGUUCUAGAAAACCUUCCUGGAAGAACGCAGGAGGAAGUUCAGCAGCACGAGAAAUGGUAUCAAAAAUUUCUGGCCCUGGAAGAAAGAAAAAAAGAGUCUAUUCAGAACUGGAAAACCAAAAAGCUGCAAAAGAAGGAGGAAAUUUUCAAGUUGAAGGAAAAGGCAGAGAACAUCUCUCUGCUCCUGCACAAUAAAAAAGAAGAUAAUCAGAAGCGAGAAGAGGAGCAAAGAAAGAAGCAGAAACUGGCAGUGGAAGCGUGGAAGAAGCAGAAAAAUCUCGAAAGAUCAAUGAGGCGUGCCUCCCAGGUGAAAGAAGAAGCAGAGAAAGAGAAGCAUCAGCAGAAAGAGCGCCGUCGCCAGUUUAAACUAAAAGUGCUCCUGGAGAGUUACGCCCAGCAGAAGAAAGAGCAGGAAGCAUUUCUGAGGCAUGAAAAGGAGAUGAGGGAAAAGGCAGAAAAGGCCGAAAGGAGGAAAACCGCUGCCGAGGAGAUCUCCAGGUUUCAGGAACGAGAUUUACAUAAACUCGAAUUGAAAAUUCUAGAUCGACAGUUAAAGGAAGACGAAAAGGCAGAAAAACAAAGGAAACUGGCAAAAUUAAAAGAAAAGGUUGAAAACAACGUUAGUAGAGAUCCCUCUAGGCUUUACAGACCUACCAAAGGUUGGGAGGAACGGACCAAGAAGACGGGACCCACAAGCUCUGGGCCACUUCUGCAUAUCCCACACAGGGCUAUUCCAACCUGGAGACAAGGACUUGACAAAAGAAUAUGAGAUAAUGAAGUUGGUAUUCAGUUGAUGAGAAUGUCAGCAUAUUCAUACCAGGAGAGAGUCACUAACCAUGUUCUUUAAAUAGUACUAGCCCCAGUCAGAUUGAUAACUGUGUUGUAUGUGAAUCGACAGGUACUGAGUUUCAUGUGGCAUUAUUGUAGCUCAUGUUUAUACUCAGAGGGUAUUUAAUGUGUAUGUUGGUCUAUUAUUGAUGUAAACGUUUUUUGAAUAAGUGUAUGUUACAAACAUGAUUUCAUUUAAAUACUAGAACAUUUCAAAGAUAUUUUGUUUUUGUUAUGGCAUAGCAAAAUAAGUUGGGACAAUCAUAGAGUAACUUUUUUUUAAACAAAAAUUUUUUAACAUUUAUAACUUGGAUGUGAAUUAGCUCAAGUAACAAAAUGCAAAGGUUUUCCUUUUUGGGGGGAAGUAAGUUAGUACUUUUCUAAGUUUAACAAAUUGGUAGUUUGUCAGUUGUUACAUUUUUGUGUAAUAAAUAUUUUGUAUUUGUUGGAAGCAUGCUUUGUUUUAUAUAGAGAAUAUUUAUUUUAAAAAUAUGCCUCACCUCAUAUAUAUAUAUGCUAUUAUUUGUAUUAUCGAUAUCUUUUUGGUUUCCUUUAGCUAUUCCCAAUUUCCCUUUAGCCUUUCUGGAUGUCACACAUUUAUAAAGCCUUUGUGUCUAUCACAUCUUCCUAGCUGGUACAGUUUUCUUUACUGCUUCUGUUUGGCUCAAAAUAUUUAGUCAAAAGAGUUAACUUUAAAAUUUCCAAACUUUUGUACAUGAAAACACAAUUUAACUUAAUUUGACUCAACUUUUCAUAUUAUAAAAUCUUAGUCCCUAACUUUAAUCAGUUCCCAUCUUAUAGGAAAGAUACCAUAUACGUAAUAAAUAUAGAAAACUCGUUUCUUUUAACUUUUAUCUUAGAAUAUCUUUAAUUUAUAACUUGAUACAUCUAGGUCAAAUGACUCAGAAAUUUACUAAUAGUAGUAACCUUUACUUAUUUCACAGUUAAUCACCAAAGCAGAUGGCUUCCAAAUUUUGUAAACCAAAUUCUGAUUAUACAAUUAUUGGUGCAAAAUGAAAGAAAUAACAUAAAACAUCCUUAAUCAGGAAUGCCUGUUUUAUUUGUAGUCCUUGUUCUCUAUAACUUUUUUUUAAAUGAUUGGAGGCAGUUUAAGAAAUAAAAUAUUGAAUUAGACAACAGAUUUUAAACACAGAAUGGAACUACUACAAGAUAGAAAAAAGAAAGGUUUCUUACAUAUGGCUUUUGAACAUGUUGCUUUUUACUGCACAGAAAGGCAGCUAUCCAUUUCCUGCAUCUAAGGGAAGCAUACUGGGUAGUGUGAUUUUAUGGCUUUUUGUGUGGUUUUUGGUUUGUUUCUUAAUAAAAGUAUGGAGU